GUCGUACUUUUCCUAACCGCAGCGCAUACAUAGAACUACACUUCCCACAAAGCAAACGCACGAGUCUUCCACACGAAGUCAGAGCACCAAUUCCCUCCAUCCGUUCCUCCAUCCUCUCUAUAAUUAUCCAUCUGCAAGGCCGUGGGAAGUCUGCAAGGUUGAAGGCCUGAGUCAGUGGAACAUGUCGAACCUGCGCUUUGGACAGCAUCUCAUCAAAGCCUCGGCUGUGUUCCUGCAGACAGAGCUGUCCUUUGCUCUGGUCAACAGGAAGCCUGUGGUGCCUGGACAUGUGUUGGUGUGCCCUCUGAGACCAGUGGAGCGUUUUCGGGAUCUUCGGCCAGAUGAAGUGGCAGAUUUAUUCAGCACCACUCAGAGAGUCGCCAACCUGGUGGAGAAGCACUUCAAUGCCACCUCGCUCACCAUUGCCAUCCAGGAUGGCCCUGAAGCUGGACAAACCGUGAAGCAUGUCCACGUCCAUGUGCUGCCCAGGAAGGUGGGGGACUUUGAGCGGAAUGACAGCGUAUAUGAUGAGGUGUCCUGUGACCGUAACCUGAUGUGACUUGAUGGCGUGCGAUGUCCAGGUGAUAAAACUCCUGGCACACCGUUAUUCUCGCUCUCUCCUCUCUCUUCCCUCUCUUACUCUCUCGCCCACACGGGGUGAUAAGUUUUGGACCUGUGUGCUGCCCAGCCCACCACCGACGCACAACAAAAUAUCAAAGAGCUUGCCUUUUCCUGCGAUCCCUGGUCAGCGCACUGUUAAUGGGAAUCAUCAUCUGCAGCUUUAAGGAGAAAGUCUGCCAGCUGACUUUACCAGAACAAUGCAGAGUUAAGGCUGAGUUGUUAAUUCUGCAGAGCCACGCCUUUCUUCCUGCAACCUGCACCAGCGGACAUCGCACAGCAGAGACUGUUUUGACUUCAUAAACAUAACUCUUUCCAGCCUGGCUCAAAGGACCACCAGCCGAUCCAUGCAGCUCACCGGCAACUCUUCUUCUUCCCUCCUUUGGACCAUUGGUAAAGUACUGGGCAUAGACAAAUAACUAACAGAGUUAACUGCUAAGUAAGGAUUGUUUAAUUACUGUUAAUGUUACUGUACUGACGUGUUUUAUUCAGAUUAUGUUAUUGUGUUGUUGAUCUGAUUAAGGCAGGUUACUGUAGUAACUGUAGUCUUUCAGACAGUGCUAAGGCAAUGUAGUUUAAUGUUAUGCUUCACACAGACACCAUCUUUGAACCGUUAAUCUAAACACACACACACACACACACACACACACACACACACAUUCGGCCUAAAUCUAAGCACACACGUGCUUCAUACUCAGCUGAAACAUCUGGUCAGAGGACAAAGACACACACCUUUUCUGGCGUGCAACCCGCCAUGUGCAUACACAUAGACACACACACACACAACUUUUUCCUCUUAUUUAGUCUUAUAUAGUGUGUAUUUUCCUCUGUUUUUCUUUAUUAUCCCUUUUAAUAAAUGCUUGUGUUUAUACAAGAGU
Messenger RNA from Dicentrarchus labrax (European seabass), 1496 nucleotides. RefSeq names its product fragile histidine triad diadenosine triphosphatase (gene fhit). NCBI's taxonomy places the organism in Eukaryota, Metazoa, Chordata, Actinopteri, Moronidae. Bases 182 to 559 code for a protein of 125 amino acids. Gene Ontology annotation, molecular function: bis(5'-adenosyl)-triphosphatase activity; ubiquitin protein ligase binding. The transcript is spliced from 7 exons. The record is from RefSeq and is a predicted model, not a curated record. Gene Ontology annotation, cellular component: plasma membrane; cytoplasm; nucleus. Gene Ontology annotation, biological process: purine nucleotide metabolic process; intrinsic apoptotic signaling pathway by p53 class mediator; diadenosine triphosphate catabolic process.